AUGACUCUCUGGGCUAUCCUAGGGAUAACUCUGUUCGUGUACAUUUUAGCUCUUAGAAAACGGCUUAUCACUCCCAACCCUGCUGUCUAUGAUUAUAUAGCCAAGAACAGCUCCGAUGAAGAGCUUUCGCAAGUGACAAUCCCUACACCUGAUGAUAUGGCGAAAGCUAUGAAGGCGGCCGGAGGGGCAACCGGGAAGGCUUAUAUAGUGGUUGGAGGAGCGGGAAACGUUGGACAAUGUCUUGUCAGGACACUGCUUGGUCGCGGGGAAACGCUGGUUCGCAUCAUUGAUGUCGCCCCGCCCAAAAUAUCUGGAGAUCCAAAUGCCCCACAUCAUAUUUCCCACGCAGAGUUUAUCAAAGCAGACGUAACCGAUUACAAGUCGAUCCAAGAAGCCAUUUCUAGACCUUUCGGAGACACUGGGCGCACUGCAGAGGCCAUAUUCCACACUGUCGCAGUCAUCAGGAACUAUGAGCGGCUACCAUACCUGAAACAUCUUAGCCACCGAGUUAACGUGGAGGGAACCAAGAACGUUCUCAAGGCUGCACAAGAACUCGGAACCGUUAAAUCAUUUGUGUACACAUCCAGCAUUGCGAUUCUUGUCCCUCCUGCAUGGUAUAUGCGCCUUGGAUACGAGAACGGCCUGGCGCCUCGCAAGGGGGUUGUGUUUGGUGACACCAACCCGGAAGACGUAACAUGUGCGAACAACUACUACCUUCAUACUAAACGCGAAGCGGAUAUAUUUGUACGUGCCGCGGAUGGAGUCAAGGGCGUUCGAACUGGAGUUCUGAGACCAGGAAUGUCUAUCACCGGACCCCAUGACAUUUGGGUAUCUUUUUAUUUCACUAACCCAGGGCCUAAUCUUGUUUGGGGUGGAGAGUACUUUCAGAAUAUAGUAAACCCAUGGGAUCUUUCUCGAGCGCAUGUCCAAUUGGCGGACGCAUUGCUUAAUAACCCAAAGGAGAGUGCCGGCCAAGCAUUUGCUAUCACAGGACAGACAAGAGCCCAUUCAUUCGAUGAGAUCCGACGCAUGAUCCAGUUCUAUAGUCAACGAGAUUUGGGAUUUAAACGGGCUCCAGCUCUGGCUCUAUAUGCUAUCUCACAUUUAUUAGAAGCGUUCUUUCUCAUUCGCUACUUUUCCCUCAAACUUUUGUCUAAAGUUACUCGACUUGAGACUACGUACGUUCCCAAGUGGGCUGUGGACACUAAGAUGACCUUUCUUCAACCUAUGAUGUGGGACCUGUCAUUCGCCGACGUAAUUGUGGACGAUUCGAGAGCGCGGAAGGUCUUGGGGUAUCGCAAUUAUUGGUCCACCGCGCAAACUAUCAAGUGGACAGUAGACGAUUGA
Messenger RNA from Rhizoctonia solani, 1347 nucleotides. Its product is annotated as 3-beta hydroxysteroid dehydrogenase/isomerase family protein. Gene Ontology annotation, biological process: steroid biosynthetic process. The transcript is spliced from 7 exons. Gene Ontology annotation, molecular function: 3-beta-hydroxy-Delta5-steroid dehydrogenase (NAD+) activity. The record is from RefSeq and is a predicted model, not a curated record. Lineage: Eukaryota; Fungi; Basidiomycota; Agaricomycetes; Cantharellales; Ceratobasidiaceae. The coding region runs from base 1 to 1347 and encodes 448 amino acids.